Molecule: messenger RNA, 4853 nt
Organism: Contarinia nasturtii (swede midge)
Lineage: Eukaryota; Metazoa; Arthropoda; Insecta; Diptera; Cecidomyiidae
Gene: slpr
Product: mitogen-activated protein kinase kinase kinase 10
Exons: 14
Coding region: 774-4316 (1180 amino acids)
Biological process (GO): protein phosphorylation
Molecular function (GO): JUN kinase kinase kinase activity; protein binding; ATP binding
Source: RefSeq, a predicted model, not a curated record
UGUAAUGUAGUCAUUGCAUGGCGACAACACACUGAAAUUGCAUCAAAAUAAUCAAAACACAUCAUUGCCAAUGGUGUUUGGACUGCAAAAAAUCACAAUAGUUUCAUUGUGUUUAUCAUAAUUUAUCAUUUAAAAGUGUUUGUUUAGUGUUUUGGUAGAAAAAAUUUAAUGGAUAAAAACUCAAAAUUAAUUGACAAGUGAUGUGACAGUCGGUUCAUCUCAUACAGUUUACAGAUUCGAAUGUUGAUAGCAAGUGGAAAAAGUGCAGUGUAAUCGAUUUGAAUGAGAAAAAAAAAACAACAACAUUAUAGCAGAUAAAUUGAACAGCGAAUAAUCCAGAAGAAAUUGCAAUUAGCCGCUGUGUUUGCCGUUUUUGUUUAUAUCUAUAGAUAUAAUACGAUAUUGAGCACACAGUCGAUAGGCGGUGCAGUUUUACGCAUUGCAAUUAGUUUUCGUGCUCGGAUCAUAAAUAAAUCAAUCACCGAAUGCUAAAUAAAAUCGUGUGAUAGAAUUGUGCCGAUAUCAUCGUGUUUUUCUUUUAGUUCGAGUAAAUGCGAGUGUGUGUGUUAGCUAUUGCAAUUGCAUCAUAUAAAAAAAUUUGCAUGGCUAAUGUGUGUGUGCAACGAAUGCGACCUUUGAUUAUGCCUUUGCAAUUGCACCAGAAUCUACACCAGAAAAUUAUACGUAGCUAGUGCAAUAUCAAAUAUAUAACAAAAGAAAACCAAGAGAAAAAAAAAACAAAACAAAAUAACGAUACUGAGAGAGAAAAAACAAUGUCAACAACGUUGCCACAACGUAAUAAUCCGUAUGCAUAUCUACAAAUGUCAACUGUACCGACUGCACAUCAAAUGACACCACAUCAGUUGAAUAAUACGCAAGCAAUACAGAAUCACGGUGCAAAUCGUUUUGCACCGGUAGUCGAAUCGCCCUACGUCUUACCAUCGGGAUACAAUUAUAAUAAUAACAAUAAUAACAAUAAUUCGCCAGCACAUCCGCAGCCCUCGAAUCAAAUGGACUCCAACGAGACAAAUUCACAACAAACAUCAACGAUGUUGUAUACGGCCCUCUAUGAUUAUGAGGCACAAACUGAAGAUGAAUUGUCGCUCAAAUGUGGAACCAUUGUUUUGGUUUUAUCCAAAGACAGUGCAAUAUCCGGCGAUGAGGGUUGGUGGACGGGCAAAAUUGGCGACCAGGUCGGUAUAUUCCCAUCGAAUUUUGUCACCGAUCGCGAUCCAAUGACAACCGACAGUCUACCAGACACCAUUGGCGGCAUUCAACCACAUGAAAUCGAUUUUAAUGAACUCCAAUUAGCAGAGGUUAUCGGUCAAGGUGGCUUUAGUAAGGUACGACGCGGAUAUUGGCGAAGUACAGAAAUAGCAAUUAAGACACAAAAUCAAGAUGAAAACCCAGAACGAACAAAAGAAAAUGUUUUAAAAGAGGCGAGAUUGUUUUGGUCAUUGAAACAUGAGAAUAUUGUAAGAUUGCAUGGAGUAUGUUUAACAUCACCGAAUUAUUGUCUUGUUAUGGAGUAUGCACGAGGUGGCCCCUUAAAUCGAAUUCUCGCCGAACUAAAAAUACCACCAGACGUGCUCGUUGGAUGGGCAACACAAAUCGCUCGCGGUAUGAAUUAUCUUCACAAUGGAGCGCUUAUAUCAGUGAUACACCGUGAUUUGAAAAGUUCAAAUGUGUUAAUAAGCGAACCAAUCGAGGAACACGACAAUCUACGAAAUAAAACGCUUAAAAUUACGGACCUGGGAUUAGCGCGCGAAGUAUACAAUACAACACGAAUGUCGGCGGCGGGCACAUUUGCAUGGAUGCCUCCUGAAACAAUCAAAGAUGGCAAUUACUCCAAAGCAUCGGAUGUAUGGAGUUAUGGUGUUUUAUCAUGGGAAUUGCUCACGGGUGAAAUUCCAUACAAAGGUUUCGAAUAUAUGUCGAUCGCAUAUGGUGUUGCACUGAGCACAUUAGCCUUACCGAUACCAAAAACAUGCCCAGAAAGCUGGGGAAAAUUGAUGAAAAGCUGCUGGAAUAAAGAUCCCCACAAACGACCAUCGUUCAGAGAAAUUUUACGGGUGUUGGAUGUAAUUGCUGAGUCUGGUUUUGGAGAGACGCCAAACGAAUCAUUCCAUACGAUGCAAGAUGGAUGGAAAAAGGAAAUUGCUGAAGUUCUUCAAGAGCUGCGUAUAAAAGAAAAGGCUUUUAAGUCGUUUGAAGAGGAGUUACGCUGCAAAGAGAAUGAACUAGAGAAAAAAGAAAUGCAUCAACUGGAAAAGGAGCAGAGAUUGGAGAAAAUGAAAGAGGCAUUGGAUGCACGUGAACUCGAAAUAUUGCAUCGUGAAUUGGAAAUGAAGAUUAUACAAAUUACACCAAAGCCACAAAAACGACGUGGCAAAUUCAGCAAAACCAGACUGAAACUAUUGAAACGGGAACCAGGACAAAUUUCAUUGCCAUCUGACUUCCGUCAUACUUUGACAGUGCAAUUCACCGAACGUACACCACCUGGUUCACCUGCUGCAUCAAGGCUCCGUAUUGCACUACCAGCUGAUGGUAUAAAAGGGAAAACAUGGGGCCCAUCAACACUGCAUCAAUCACGUGUACGUGGCUACUUGCCUGCUUUAAGUCAAACAUCGACGCAAAAUCCAUCGCAUUUCAGUAAAAGUGCGCCAAAUUUGGAUAAAUCCCGACCCGCUGGACACGAUUCACCGACCAACGCAUCCGCGUCGUCAUUCUUAGACUAUUAUCAAGAUGAAUGGUGUACAGGUAAUGAAUCACCGUUGAAUGCGUCAUUAAAUCACUUGUUGCCAGCACAAAAGAAUAUUCCAAUGCCAACACUGUAUUCAUCAGAAGGACACCAACGAAAACCAGCGAAAAAUUCAAUCACCCAACUUGUAUUUUAUAAUAUGGCAUCCAUAUUAGCUUCGGUUGCGGCUGGAUAUGAUGUUCGCUUGUCAAAUGUAUCGCCCGUACAUCCAAAAUUACAGCCAAAUAUUAUGUUUAACGAGAGCGAAGAGAAUGGUGACCGUGACAACUAUACGGGUCGCGUACCCAAUGAAUAUGCUACACCACAACGUACAUUCCCGCAUAAUACAUACCAUGGACCAACGAAGCAUGUGAGAUCAAACUUAUCGUCACUCACCGGAAUGAAUGAGGAACGAUCGCUACGAUUUACCGAUUCAUAUUUAACAUCGACUAUUUCAACAACGUCGGGUUUGGGCUCCAAUUACACCACAUCAGGUUCAAGCAAUACACAAAACACACCAUCACCAAGACGAAAGACUAGUUCAAAUUCAUUUGUCGAUGUUGCUGAAAUGCCGGAGCACGAAGAUAAUGAAAAUCCGGCAGCACUUUACAAUUCAACUAUUGGAAGUUACUCCGAUUAUCGUUUACCCAACCAAACUUCACACUAUUUCAAUCGCACACCGGGCAAUGAUGACAACUUACAUAGAAAUUACGGCUAUUUUGGAUCGAAUUACUUCCCAUAUCGGCCAGAGGUGAAUUCGGCCUUUGAGCGAGAUUACAAGUCAUAUCCCGACUAUGAAACCACAACUUAUCAUGAACAUCGUGAACCAUAUUACAACCCGACAAGCCCUAGCUACUUAAAUUACGUAAGAAAUAUGGGAACGAUGACACCAGCACGAAAACCACCGCAAAUGGGCAUAGCGGCAUCACAUCAUCAUCGACGAACUUUAUCAAAUAUAUCAUCAAAUGUUGGCGGAUAUGCAACAGUUGAACAUGAUGAAACAAAACCAAACUAUCAAUAUGGACGCAUAAAUCAAACGCCAAAUCGAAUGACAUCAACAUCGCCGAUAAACUAUACAAAUCGCAUGCGAUCGUACGAAAAUGUGCCGUUCAUUCGACAACAUGAUGUUGGAUCGAAUUACUUGAGUACAUCAACAACGGCAAAUGAAUACGCAUCAACGCAAUUCGAAAGACCGGAUAGUUUACCAUUUGAAAUUGGUGCAAAUACAAAAUUACGAUCUAGCUUGCGAAAAUAUUCAAAUUCAAGCCCACGCUUUGGUACAAGUAGUUUAACAAUGCAACAACAGCAGCAGCAGCAGCAACAACAACAACAAUCGUCAGUACCACAUAAAAGUAGUCCGACAAAAACGACUCCAUCGGACAGUUUGACUAGUGAUGACAGCAGCUAUUUGAGUGCGAGAGAAGGAUCGAUAUCAUCCCAAAGUCGGGUGCGAUUUAGCCCAGAAACACAUCACGAUCAGCAAACGGUAAAUUCGUCGGUUACCACACCAAUGCGACGCUUGUCUCGGUCACAACGGCACAGCAUUAGUGAUAUGCUUGCACCAAGUACAUCCUAGCAUUUUCGACAAUGGAACACCAGAUGGAGUCGAUCGCGAUCGACAAAUCGUUUUUAAAAUUAAAUUUUUAAAAAAGUUCGUUUGUUCAACUCGGCUCCAUUUUUUCCGCAUAAAUUUUGCUCACUAACCGUAACGCGAAUGCUUAAGAAUGUUACACACACAAAUACUAAUAUUGAUAAUUUGAUAAAUUACCCCCUAACAUUGAUUCAUUUGACAGUGGGAGUACAACUUUGUACAUAAAUUCGCUUUUUCUUAUAUAAAACGGUUUUUGAGUACUCUAGUGUAAGAAGUCAAAACUUCAAAUCAACUUUUUACAUUUGCACUGAAGCGGGUCUAGCUUAGAAAUUAAAUUUAUUUGCGGCUUUUAUAUCCAUCAUCUUUUGUUCUGGUAUCGUUUUUCCAACGUAUUAUGGAAAGUUCAGAAAAUGGAAAUUGAAUGCAAAAACCAAUCGGAAUACAUUUUUAUUGUUUAUUUUCUACGUUUAUGUAACACACAAACCAUCGAUAUACACAAGCAAUAAGUUGAGCAUUUAAGAU